Messenger RNA from Panonychus citri (citrus red mite), 1481 nucleotides. Its product is annotated as WD repeat-containing protein 18-like. Gene Ontology annotation, molecular function: protein binding. NCBI's taxonomy places the organism in Eukaryota, Metazoa, Arthropoda, Arachnida, Trombidiformes, Tetranychidae. Bases 142 to 1422 code for a protein of 426 amino acids. Gene Ontology annotation, biological process: rRNA processing; DNA-templated DNA replication. Gene Ontology annotation, cellular component: nuclear pre-replicative complex. The record is from RefSeq and is a predicted model, not a curated record. The transcript is spliced from 7 exons.
UUAAACUGAGCGUCUAAUUCAGUGCCUUAGGCAACCGCCCUGGUGGAAAAUGAAUCAACCACCAGAGAUUAUGAAAAACAUGUUGGUUUGUUUUCAUUUGGUUUUCUGUUCAUUUUGUUUAUUAAUUGUUACUAUUUAAUAAUGUCCGCUAAACAGGUUAUUUUGACUUCCACUUUAAACUCAACUUAUUGGUCGGUCAAUGUUCAGGAUCUGCUCACCGGUACACAAAUCACUUCAUUCAAGGAAACAAUUGCCUGUGGUUAUAACAGUUUGGCCUGUCUUUUUGAUCAAUACCUGAUAUGUUCCCAGAAGGAUUCAUCGGUUGUCCAUUUGUGGAGUCUAAGGAAGAAAAGUAUUGUCCGAACCCGAAUGAAGUGUCCAGCAAACGUAACUGCAUUGACUGUUACUCCAGACGGAAUGUUUAUCAUUCUAGCUUUGGGUGAAAAGAUUUACAUCUACAUGACUUCAUCAGGACAAUUAUGUUCCAUUCUAGAGAGACAUUAUCAACCUAUUACUGUUAUUAGAAUGUCUAAAUGUGGUUCCUUUUUCAUCUCUGGAGGAGAAGAUGGAUUAGUCCUUCUUUGGAUGUUGAAUUGUAUUCUAAGUACUGGAUUUCAUGAUCAGCAAAUUGGUUCGACUAAUUCUCCAGAUCUUAAUCCUAAACACACUUGGUCUCAUCAUAAUGGUCGAGUAACUGAUAUUCACUGUGGUUAUACUGGUAUUAGGGGUAAAAGUUGUUCCGUUUCAAUUGAUUCCACAUGUAAAAUUUAUGAUAAUUAUUCUGGUAAUUUACUGAUUUCAAUAUCGUUUGAUGAACCUCUUUGGUCUGUUGCAAUGGAUCCUGGUCAGAGUUUUCUAUUCGUUGGCGGAGAGAAAGGAAACAUUUAUGAGACUAAAUUGUACGAUGAGAAGCAAAUUAUCAAUGAUUUGAAUCGACCUCAACCAACUGUUCUAACUGCCCAUAGUUCAAAAGUCACUCAUCUCGCGAUCUCGAUUGAUGGAUUAGCUUUAAUCUCUGGUGGUUAUGAUGGAAAAGUGAUUGUUUGGCAUACAAUCAGUAAACAGCGAAUGAAAACAUUUGAAAAUCGAGGAGCAAUUACAAAUCUAAUUGUCAUGCCAACACCAAGAGGAAUUUUGGAAGAGGAAACACCUUUGAUUCCUGUUAAAUCAUUCAAAUUAACAAAUGAUCCUGAUUUAGAUGCAUUUGAUAGAGAUCUAAUCCACACAAUUAACGAUCAAUGUAUACCAGAUGAGGAUGAAAUUGAAAACAAUCAACAAAAUGUUAUCAAUAUUAAUCAACUUGAAGCAAAUGAUGAAGAGCCAGAAUCCAAUCCAGAUGAUAUCGAGAAGAUUAAAACAAUUAACCAACAAAUUUAUGAAUAUUCAGUGAAUACAAUUUUCAAACAAUUGAUUAAUAAGUAAAACUUUUCAUUUUUGCUAAUAAACUUUUAGUUUUAUUUUCAAUUCACGAAAAAUGCAAA